Messenger RNA from Penicillium canescens, 1458 nucleotides. RefSeq names its product esterase-like/phytase family protein. The transcript has 4 exons. NCBI's taxonomy places the organism in Eukaryota, Fungi, Ascomycota, Eurotiomycetes, Eurotiales, Aspergillaceae. The record is from RefSeq and is a predicted model, not a curated record. The coding region runs from base 1 to 1458 and encodes 485 amino acids.
AUGAAGUGGACUUUCUUAAUUUCUCUUCUGUCUGCGACAGCACAUGCUGCUGAACAUAUUGUCAACCAGACGACUUGCGCUGGGACGACAUAUAAAUACACCGGUUUUGCUGGCUAUGGAUUCGUUCCUUCGAAUGCUACGGACAAAUAUGGUGAUACAAUCGGAGGAAUUGGCAGUUCAAUUGCCAUUGACCAAUCAUCCUGGCACAAGACAGGGCUGGAUAGGAACACAAACGGCACCCUAAACUUCCAAUCACGCAUCCACAAAUUCACCAUAACCCUAAAACUAGCACCCAACGCAACCUCCAAACACCCAUCUCCCCCAAAUAUCAACCUAAAAUACCUCGACACAAUCCUCCUAACAGACCCAACCGGCGCCCCAACAACAGGCCUAGACGCCGACAUAACCGGACACGCAAGCUUCCCCGGCUUCCCCCCACUCCCAGCAUCAACCUACUCGGGCAACGGCUACGGCGGCCCUGGCCCGGGGGCAGACGAGUAUCUAUCGAUACAGAAGUACGGACCGUACAUCUACAAAUUCAACGCAGCGGGACGCAUGCAACACGCCAUCCAGCCUCCGCAGGCAUACCUACCACGCCGAAACGGUACGGUCAGCUUCAAUGCUGAUUCGCCGCCGCUUUAUAACCCGGAUGCGGUGCCUGAGCCUGUGAAUACGGAGUCCGGGAGGAAUAAUAACCAGGGACUUGAGGGGUUGACUGUUUCGGCUGAUGGGCGGAUGUUGUAUGCUCUUAUGCAGAGUGCGCUUGAUCAGGAGGGUGGGCCUGGGAAGAGCUCGAGGCGGCCGGCGAGGUUGCUUGUUUAUGAUAUUGGUGGGCAUGGGCGUGAGCCUGUGUUGGUGGGUGAGCAUGUGGUUUUGCUGCCUACGUAUUCGGAUUAUAUGGAAAAGGAUCCUGCGAAGGCGGUUCGUGUUGCUGGACAAUCUGAGAUUCAUCAGUUGCCGACUGGAGAUUUCUUGGUUUUGGCUAGGGAUUCUGGAUUUGGGAGGGGGCAGGAGGAGACAAGGUCUGUUUAUCGACAUGCGGAUGUUUUCUCGUUAAAUGGGAGUCCGGUUGUUACUGAUUUGAAGGGGAAGAAGAACUAUGACGAUGCGACAGGGGCGAUUGCUUCGUCUGAGGGUGUUUUGUUUGACGGGGUUGUUCCGGUUGAGUAUUGCUCGUUUUUGGAUUAUAAUGUGAAUUCGGAGCUGGGGAAAUUCCGUCUUCAUAAUGGUGGUCCUGUGGAUGAGUUCCUUCUUAAUGAAAAGUGGGAAAGUCUUUCGGUUGUGCCGGUGAAUUCUGCACAUGCUGGGGCUCGAGAGACGGAGUACUUCUUGUUCAGUUUCAGUGACAAUGACUUCAUAACUCAGGAUGGACACAUGAACUUUGGAAAGUUUGAUUACAAGGACGAGUCGGGCUACGAUCUUGACACUCAAAUUCUGGCAUUCAAGUUGAAGUUUUAG